This is a messenger RNA of Styela clava, 2730 nucleotides long. RefSeq names its product cullin-2-like. Gene Ontology annotation, molecular function: ubiquitin protein ligase binding. Gene Ontology annotation, cellular component: cullin-RING ubiquitin ligase complex. Gene Ontology annotation, biological process: ubiquitin-dependent protein catabolic process. The record is from RefSeq and is a predicted model, not a curated record. Lineage: Eukaryota; Metazoa; Chordata; Ascidiacea; Stolidobranchia; Styelidae.
GCAGUGCCAUAUGUUGCUGAUAGCGCUGUAGCGGGGCAACCGUCCACACCCAGAACCUGUAUGUAAUUUUAUUUACCGGUGAUACAUCUGUAUAGACUAUUUUUCCAGAACUACUUACUGCCUUAAGUAGUGUUUACGGUAUCUACAAAAUCUACACUGCUAUACCCUCUGCUUGAAUGCUGAACUAUGUCUUUGAAGCCAAGAUCUGUUGAUUUCAAUUCAACAUGGCUGAAAUUGUCAGCAACAAUGAACAAUGUCGUUACUUCGAAUCCUGUUCAACGUUCAACAUGGAAUGAAAUGUUUAUGGAUGUCUAUGCAUUGUGCAUCGCUCGUCCUGAGCCAUUGACAAAUGAACUUUAUUCUGGAAUUAAAGAAUUUUUGGAGCAUCAUGUUUCACAACUAUAUGAGAAAAUGAACGCAUCUGAAAAUCUCUUGGGACAAUAUUACAAAUAUUGGGUGGAAUAUAGCAGAGGAGCUCAAUAUCUUGAUCAGUUAUUCAGAUAUUUAAAUCAACAACAUGUUAAAAAAUAUAAACAAACUGCGGCUGAUCUCGAUUAUGAAUUUUCAUUCGAUGUGAAAGAUCCAAUGCUGGAGGUUGGAGAGCUUGCUUUGGAUAUAUGGCACACGGUUAUGAUAGAAAAAGUAUCAGACAGACUCGUUGAACUUCUUUUAAAUCUUAUUGAUGAAGAUCGGGCGAAACACACUGUGGACAAAGCCGUAAUAAAUGGAGUUAUUCAGUCGUUUGUCUUGGUCAAACAUUAUCGGAGGAAGCAACCUUUGAAGCUUUAUGAAGAAUGUUUUGAAGAUAAGUAUUUGGCAAGAUCUGUGGAAUAUUACAAAAUGAAAGCAAGUGAAUUCAUUGAAAGCGAGGAUUGUUCACUGUAUAUGGAAAAAGUUUUGCAACUACUAACAGAAGAAGAAAUGAGAAGUUCAAAUUUCCUUAAUUCUUCAUCAUAUCCGAAAGUCAGAAAGGAAUGCCGUCAAUGUAUGGUAUCUGACCAUAUACAGUUCUUACAUUCAAAUUGCAAAGACAUGAUAAAACAGGAUAGACAAACGGAUCUUCAGCAUGUAUACACUUUACUAAAAAAUGUUCCCGAUGGGUUAGUACAAGUAUGUAAUGAAUUGCAACAACAUAUUGAAGAAACUGGUUUGUCAAUGGUGAAAAAUUUGAAAGAUGAUUCCAGUAUUGCAGCAAGCUUCGUUGAUUGCAUCAUCCAAGUUCAUAACAGGUUUUCGCAAACCAUAACAGAAUGUUUUCAAGAUGACAAACAAUUUACAAGAGCGUUGCAAAAGGCAUGCGGGACUAUUGUCAAUUAUAAAGAAAAACGACAGCCGUGCAGAUCACCUGAAUUGGUGAGCAAAUAUUCUGACAGUUUAUUGAGAAAAGGUGUGAAAGGACUAACAGAUAGUGACAUCGAUGAACGAUUAAAGAACUGUAUUACAGUUUUCAGAUACAUUGAAGACAAAGAUCUUUUUCAAAAAUUUUACAGCCGAAAUCUUGCCAAGCGUCUUAUACACGGACUCUGCAGUUCCAUGUACACUGAGGAAUCAAUGAUAAACAGAUUGAAGAGUGUUUGCGGAUACGAUUUCACAUCAAAAUUACACCGAAUGUACAAUGAUAUGAGACUCAGUGCUGACCUCAACACAAAAUUUUCUGAUUUUUUGACGAAGCAUAACGAAGAUGUGAACAUUAAUUUCAAUGUUAAUGUGUUACAGGCUGGUGCAUGGCCUUUAAACUCAACUCAGACACCUUUCCACCUGCCUCAAGAAUUAACUAAAAGUGUUUUGCAAUUUGAAAAAUUCUAUGGAGAUAAUUUUAACGGUCGGAAAUUAUCAUGGCUACAUCAUCUAUCACAAGCCGAAGUCAGGGUACAAAUAACAAGCAAGACAUAUUUUGUAACAAUGUCCACAUAUCAACUAUCUAUCUUAUUAUUAUUCAACCAAUCUCCAGACCUUUUGUUUUCGUUUAUUGUAAAAUCAACAGGACUGGGAGACAGAGAACUCGAAAAAACAAUAAAUUUGCUCUCGGAUGCAAGAAUACUAAUAAAAGAGAAAGGAGAUGAUGAUGAUACAAAAUUUUCAAUUAAUUUCAACUUUACUAACAAACGCACAAGAUUCAAAAUCGCCGCGGCAACACAAAAAGAUACAAUGCAAGAAGUCCAGACAACUCAUUCGGCAAUUGCUGAGGACAGAAAAUUGUAUCUCCAGGCAGCAAUUGUUCGAAUUAUGAAAGCCAGAAAAACACUUCGACACAAUGAACUUAUGCAAGAGGUGAUUUCACUGUCCCGGGCCAGAUUUUCACCAAGUGUUUCCGUUAUCAAGAAAUCGAUUGAAUCUUUAAUUGAAAAAAGUUACCUCGAAAGAAGUCCCAAUUGUCCGGAUGAAUAUAUGUACCUUGCUUGAUUGAUAUUCUUAUUAUCGAUGCGUUUUGCAUGUUUUGUUACUGUAAUGUUGUCACUACUUUUGAAGGUAGAUGCUUAUGAUUUUUAUUGACCAAACUCUGGGAUUGGAUUUCUACAGAAUUCUAAAAAAUUAUAAAACCAAUUUCUUGUAAUUUUUAAAUAUUAUUAUUUAAGUGUGAAUAACUCGUUUUCUUGUUCUACAUAUCCAUGUCUGUUUAAGUUUGAGCAGGUAAAAUGACUGAGUGUAAAAUGAAUUCUUUUUGUAUGUUUAUUUUUCCUGAAGUUUCCAUUUGCAUUUGAAUAAAAGAUAUUAAAUAUAAAUCUUUUA